Molecule: messenger RNA, 2790 nt
Organism: Folsomia candida
Lineage: Eukaryota; Metazoa; Arthropoda; Collembola; Entomobryomorpha; Isotomidae
Product: macrophage-expressed gene 1 protein
Exons: 5
Coding region: 235-2346 (703 amino acids)
Source: RefSeq, a predicted model, not a curated record
UACAAAUGCAACGUCGUUCAUUUAAAAAACAUGAGUCAUAUUUGAUUAUUUAACGAAGGGUGUCGCAAGCUGUAGAAAGAAUGGCAAGCCGAUUUUGCUAAAAAAAAUUCGUACAUCAGCCGAUCUGCUAAAAAAUAGACAAGAGUUGUCACAAGAUUCCUCUCCUUUCUUUUAAUUUCCCCGUCGUUUUUAGCACGAAAAACUAUAAGUUGUUUUCCAAAACAAUUGAUCGACAUGAAGUGCUUGAAAUUCACUCGGAUAAAGCGUCACGGUCCUAAUUUGCAUUGCUGUCCCAUGGCGUUGGUCUCCUUGCUGAUAACAACGUCGUGUUUAUCGGUUCUUUGUGAUACUAAGGCAGCUACAGCCGGUGAUUGUCCCCCACUUCCGAAAUUGAACGUCCUCCCAGGCCGUGGAUGGUGCAAUUUAAGAAAUAAAGAGAUGGGACAAGUUCAGCGUUUCACGUACAAAGAAUGCAAAGUGACGCCAGACGGACUUUUUCUCGUACCCGAUACCGCCUUUAUUAUACCCGUCGAUGAGAGCAACAUCCAACUAUUUGCUGAAAUUAUUGAUUCGUGGAAAAAUUAUACUAGUUUGACUGCCAAAUCAAUCAACGUAAACGCGGACGCAUCAUUUGGUGCAAUUGGCGUGAGUGGAUCAUUUUCCUCCGAUUAUCAAAAAUGCAAACAAUCCCAAGUGGGUCAAAAAUCUGUCACCACGCGAGUUGCGGCACGCUACACAAUGUAUACGGUUGGAGUUUCCGUGGAUGACAUGAUCGAUGAUAAGUUGUUGUCUCAACUGGGAAAAGCAAUGGAUGCUAUGAAAAUUGGGAAUGGAGAAGAAGUGGACUACCUUCUAGAAUUAGUGGUCCGUGAAUACGGGACCCAUCUCCUAACUCGCAUCGAUACUGGAGGCAUCCUAACUCAAGAAGAAUACGUUUCUCGAGCUUACCAAGAAAAGCUUUCCGCAAAUUCAGAAAUGAUCACAGUUGCAGCAACAGCAAGGUUUUUUACAACUUUUAGGUUUGGUGCAAGUUACACAACGACAUCAAAUGAAACUUUAAAACAAGAAUAUGAACACAAUUUGAGAUCCUCACACACACAAGCAUUUGGAGGAAUGAUGUUACCUCCUGACGUGAUUGUAUCCGUGUGGGUCUCGUCCAUACCAAGUCAUCCAAUCGGCGUCGACCGAGAAGGGGAUCCACUUCACUUUAUCAUCACUCCGACAAUGUUUCCGGAUGAAAGUUUAGAAAAUGUGGACUCAUUAAGACUCGAAUUGCAAGGGGCUAUUGGCCGAUACUUUGGCUACAAUAAACAUUUAGGCUGUAUGAACGUCGAGGCGAAAAAUUUCGAUUAUAAUGCAAAUAUCGACAACAAAGAGAUGUGUCAAGACCCGUAUAACAAUUACUCUUUUGGAGGAUUAUUUCAGACCUGUCAAAAUGAAAAUGAAGGGGGUGGUCCGAAUAAUUGCCAAGAUAAGAAUUUAUCUCUUAAGAAUUUCUUUACGCAAGAUUACUCAUGUUCUAAGCUAUACGUACCGAUCCAACUCUUGACGAGAACUAACCGCGUCUGCCGAGAAUGUGGAUAUUGGUUUUUCUUUUGGUGGAGAAGUCGACAAUGCUGCUCAACAUAUAUAACGGAUACUUAUUGGUGCGCUGCGGAUGAGACCAUAAUUUCUAACAAUACUGGAUUAAUGUUUGGGGGACUUUUUACAUCGACGACGGAUAAUCCAACUACCCAGGCAAAAAAUUGUCCACCGAUGUUUACUCAAGCCAAGAUUUUUGAAGAUUUAGUCAUUUGUAUUGGAACUGAUUACGAACUGGGGUCAAGAUUUGCCACAAAAUUUGGUGGCUUCUUUAGUUGUCAGAUUGGAAACCCGUUGUACGAUAAGAAAAAUUUGGAACGUAUGAUGGCGAUGAGUACGAGCAUAGGAUUACCCGACCUGCACAAUGAAACUACAAAGGCCUGUCCUCCCGGAUAUACACAACAUACUGCUUCGAUUCAGGACGAUUGCUUGGUUAAUUAUUGCGUCAAGGCAGGGUCAUUCUCAAUCUUUGGCGAAAUGCCAGUGGUACUCCCACCUUUCAAAAAUUAUACUGGCAUUUUUAGUAAGGUCAAAGCUACUCCGAAUAAUAAUGCGUCGUCUUCAUCUGUCUGGAUUAUCGUGGUUGGCGCAGUUCUUGGUGCAAUUGUACUUUUUGGUUUGGUGGUUAUGAUUUCUUUGCGUGUUAUGAGAAGGCGAAGAAAUUUAUUGGCAGUUAAUGUUAACACUGAUGGUGAGGAUGAUGGCAGGGCUUUAUUAGGGGACUUGGGUGAUGAAGAACAAUCUGUUCAGAAUGUGGUGGAGUGAAUUUCAUGAAUAUGUAUAUUUACAUGUUUCGCGUAAUAUGAAAUUGCAAUUGUUUGGUUUUUAGUGCAUAUUUCUCAAUACAUUGAUUAUAAAAAGUUAUGCAGUUGGUUCUUUGAAAAACUAUUGAAUUAUUUGAUUUUAUGUUCUGUAAGUAUAAUACAGUGCAUAAUGUUUUCACAUCGCCUUGUUUUAACUAAUUGUAAAUCAGGUUAUUACCCAAAAACAUAAUUUUAUGACUUAUAACCAAAUUCACUUAAAACUUUCUCUGUAAACCUACUGUUUGAUCGAAGAGUUUGGGUUGUGGAAAUUGACCUUGUUUCAAGUCCAAUAUAUAAAAGAGCCAUUUAUCCUUGAUUUUCACUGGAAUCUGACUAGCACCACUGGCCCUCGACCCAGCAGCGCUUAUCUAUAUGAAUAAAUAUUUAUGAUUUAUUGUCCAGAUAA